GCGGCACAACUGUCUUGAUACCGUUUGAGAAAGGAUCGCAAGGUUUAAUCGAAGUUUCAACAGAAGUAUAAAAUAUUCCACAUCUUAUUAUUUCAUAGAAGAUUAUUUGAAGGAAGGAGCAGGUAAUUAAGCCGAGGAGCAUGAAGCCCUCAAUUAAAAACAUGAAUUCCAUUUUCUUUGUGAUACUUCUGGUAAUCAUAGUAGAUUCAACGCUCGGUACCAUUGACGAUGCUGAUCGCGAACUGAUGACAGCGAAUUUUCCAUACGGGAGAGGCGACAAUGAGCUACAACUAGCGAGGAUACUCUACCUACUACCUCAGCGUGGAAUCAUGUGUCAUCCAAAACGCAAUUCGGAGAUCAUCAAUUCACUCCUAGGGCUGCCGAAGAACAUGAACAAUGCAGGGAAAUAAGAUGAAGAAUUAUUCUUAACGUAGUUUUGGAUUAUAAAAGCAUUACUGUGGAGUGUUGCACAAAAAUAUAUUUAUCUCGGCUGCACCAAUUAGAGCUUUCACUCGUUGUAUUAUUGUAAUCCAAAAAGAUACGAAAUUUCGUCUAUCAAAUCAAUUAAAAAAUCUCAUUGAUGUAUCAUGGAAGUAUUCUAGAUAAAUAAACCCGAAUAAUGUGAAAAU
Molecule: messenger RNA, 629 nt
Organism: Diachasmimorpha longicaudata
Lineage: Eukaryota; Metazoa; Arthropoda; Insecta; Hymenoptera; Braconidae
Gene: Pdf
Product: pigment-dispersing hormone peptides
Exons: 3
Coding region: 141-410 (89 amino acids)
Biological process (GO): response to light stimulus
Cellular component (GO): extracellular region
Molecular function (GO): hormone activity
Source: RefSeq, a predicted model, not a curated record